GUUUUUUUUGUUUUGGUGGAGCUUUGGGGGUCUUUGGGGCACGGUGGGGCCGGGAGGGGUGAUGGCAAAGCCGUGGGGAUGCUGCGGCGUUCUGAGCCUCACCACCACCUGAAUCUCCCCUCCUGUGGGGCCAGAGGGGCAGCCAUGGGCAAUGAUUUACCAGCCCCUGCCCCCGCCCACAGACCUUUGAGCCGGCCCGGCGCUGCUCCGUGUGGUGAUGCUGUCCCUGGGGUCCUGGCUGCCCGCGUGGCCGGGGCUGGCGUGGGGCUGGGCGCUGCUGGAUGCACUGCUGCGAGCAACCCGGCACGGCAGGACCUGCGGGUGGCCCUCGGGGCGCAGCGGUGGGUGCUGGAGCCGCUGCACGUGCUGGUGCUGACGGGCAUCCUGGCGCUGGUGGGCUCCCGCGUGGCCGCGCUGGUGGUGCUGGAAUUCUCCCUGCGUGCCAUCUCCACCCUCCUCUCCCUCAGCAAGGGUGCCCACAGCAUCCAGCUGCUCGUGCUGUGCCAGUUCUCACUGGGCUGCGGGAUGUCCUGCGGCCUCAGCUUCCUGCUGGAGGGAGCUCCCCAUGAGACCUGCAACCUGGCGCUGGCGGCGGGGCUGGCGGGGCUGCUGGCCGUGCACGCCCGCCGCUUGGCUCUACACACCUGCACCCUGUAUGAGCUGCACAGCCAGGCGCAGUACUGCGGUGUCUGCAUGCUGCUGCUCACCUCUGGGCACGGCGUGCCCCGGCUGCUGCGCAGGGCGCUGGCCGUCACCUUCGUCGUGGCUGACCUGGCUGCCAUUGCACUCAUCAAUCGUGAUUUCCUCUCAACGGCGGAGGCCGUCCGCUUCUGGACACCACUCACUAUCUGCUACACACUGCUUGUCAUCUAUAUGCAAGAGGAGCAGCAGUCAGGCACGGGCAGGCAGUCGGCCUACCAGACAGUGCUGGUGCGCAUGGGAGGCCUCUUCAUCCUCCUCCUCACUGUGGGCCGCUGGACAGACAUACUCCACAUCUUCCUCUCGCUGCUGGGUGAGCUGUGGUGCCUGCUCCGUACUGGCGUCCUGCUGGAAGCGUGCCGGCAGCAGGAUUUCUCCCAGCAGCAUCGAGCGACAUCAGGAUUGUCCUGAGGUGUAAGCAGGGAUGAGGAACUUGGAGCAGCUCCCUAAAUCCUCCCCAUUGUGCUGGACAGCCGCUAUGGGGACACGGGGAUGCAGGGGAAGGGGCUCCUGGAAGGUGCUGGAUCCCAUCCCGUUGGAUACAUGGAUGCUUGCACAGCCCUUGGCUUUUGAGGCCCCCCCCCAUGGUUGUGAUUGGGCUGGGGGUCAUCUUCCUCAUCCUGCUGUGGGAUGUGGGAUGCAGAUGGAUGCCCCCAUCCUCAGGGACUGCCAGACUGCACCACCGAGGUGCAGGGACCUCUGGAGCUUUAUAAAUCAUGGAAAAUAAAGGUGUUAUAUUCCCAGGAAAUGCCUGGGCAAAGCAA
Molecule: messenger RNA, 1463 nt
Organism: Gallus gallus (chicken)
Lineage: Eukaryota; Metazoa; Chordata; Aves; Galliformes; Phasianidae
Gene: TMEM82
Product: transmembrane protein 82
Exons: 5
Coding region: 79-1110 (343 amino acids)
Source: RefSeq, a predicted model, not a curated record